Messenger RNA from Porites lobata, 685 nucleotides. NCBI's taxonomy places the organism in Eukaryota, Metazoa, Cnidaria, Anthozoa, Scleractinia, Poritidae. The record is from the annotation of a GenBank genome assembly.
AUGCUACGUGUACCGCUGGCCACCUCAGAGAAGAAGACCAUCUUUGGGAGGUGCGUGUCGUCCAUCAGAAACACAUGUCCAACCCACCCGCCGACCGUAUCAAAGGCCUUGGUCAGGUGCACAAAGAGGAUGUACAGGCUCUGAUUCUGCUCGCGGCAUUUUUCUUGAUAUUUCCUAUGGCGAAUAUCAUGUCGAUUGUCCCUCUGUUUUUCCUGAAGGCACACUGACUCUCGGACACGAAAUCAUCCAAGAGGUCGUGUGUGAUACAGCUCAGUAUGAUGAGUGCCAUGAGAUUUCCUGGAAUACUCAACGGCGAGAUGCCUCUGUGGCUGUCACAGGAUGCUCUGUCAUCUUUGUUCUUGUACAGGUGGAUGGCUUUGGUGUCCUUGAGGUCAUUAGGGAGGUAUCUCAUCAGGAACAGGUGCUUUCCCAGCCUGGAGCUGCUUAUUUUUUGGGGGGGUUUCCUCCAGUGUUGGGGGAUCGUCAAGAGAGCUUAGAACCGGGCGCUGAAGUAUAUCUUGGAUUGCUUACUGGUCGAUUUGCUGAGAAGUUGGCUAAAGAUUUUUCACCAACUUUGAACGAUAUCAGACUUCCCUGUAAGCAGGGUUCCAGCCGAAUAUGGGACAGGAUGAAAUUGAAAGAGGGGCCAUAUAUACAGUCUUCGGGCCCUCGAAGAACCUCUUAA